ACUCCCGUUGCAAAGCUUGUUAAAUUGAGCACAGUCUGCACUGCUAUUGUUCCGCGCCGAUUAUCUCUACUUUAAAGAAAAGUGGAAUCUUCCUAGUCGUCAUGAAAUUCCUAAUUGUGUUAGCCGUGGUUCUGGGCAUCGUAUCCUGCCAGAAAGGAGGUGCUCAGAAAACAGCGGGCAAGCAGAAGACCGCCGCCGUCGCCCCGAAAGCGGCCGCCAACAGCGCAGCCAAGCCCGCCCCAAAGUCGUCGCCGUCCUCUGCGGGAGACAGCAGCAGCAGCGGCAAGUAUGUCUGGGACUACCUGAAGCCGGCUCUGGAUGCCGCGGAAGUAGCCGCCAUCCUGCAGGCCAAAUCCGGCGACUAUCCGACACUGGCCGAGAUCCCAGAUGACAGCAGCUUCGACUGCAGCAGCAAGAAGCAGCCGGGUUUCUACGCCGAUGUGCCCAGCAAAUGCCAAGUGUUCCAUCGCUGCGAUGUCAACGGGAACAAGACCAGCUAUCUGUGCGUCAACAGCACCCUCUUCAACCAGAUCACCCUCGUCUGCGAUUACUUCUUCAACGUUGACUGCGAGAAAUUCGCUGAACAAGAGGAUUUCGCCAACUCCCGACUGUACACUGACAAGGAUAUCUUCGACACUCCCCCUGCUGAUUACGUUGCUCCUCAAAGCAAACCAGCAAAUGCCAGCGACAGCGGCGACCAGUCGCAGUCCAGUGCCACCACCAAGAAGGCGGCCGGCGGAGCGGCUGCCACAAAGAAGCCAGCUGGCGGUGCAGCUACGACGAAGAAGGCUGCUGGUGGGGCAGCCACCACCAAGAAAGUGGCCGGUGGCAAAGCAGCCACCACCGCUGCACCGGAAGAAGAAACUACCGCGGCGCAGAGCGAAGACACAACUUCUGCCGCCGCCAGCGAGGAUACCACUUCCGCCGCUGGCGGAGAGGAUACCACUUCUGCUGCAGGAGGUGAAGAUACGACCGCCGCCGCCGAAGGGGACACAACGGCAGCUGCCAGCGAAUAAAUGAUCAAAGAUCUCCGAUCUACACUGCCAAAGCGUGAAGCUGCUAUACAGCAGUCGCGUUUUCAGGGGUAGAGGCGGGUGCGUUUCUCGGGUGGCUCAGUUUUGCGCCUUUGUUGCCUUAUUUCCAGCUUGAAUAGUUUCUGUUUUUUCACUCUGAAUUUAUUGUAAAAAUUGAAAUGUACAGCUUACACGCGUAAUGCGCGAACUGACAAGAAUAAUGUCAAUAAACAAUCAGGAUCAAGAA
Molecule: messenger RNA, 1260 nt
Organism: Paramacrobiotus metropolitanus
Lineage: Eukaryota; Metazoa; Tardigrada; Eutardigrada; Parachela; Macrobiotidae
Exons: 2
Coding region: 102-1016 (304 amino acids)
Cellular component (GO): extracellular region
Molecular function (GO): chitin binding
Source: RefSeq, a predicted model, not a curated record